UGGCAACGCCAUCUGUCAUUUUUGGCCAACCCUCCAUACAUUUAGACUGAAGUGACGUAGCAGAAGAGGAUAGCCAAGUUAGUUCACUUUCCCAUUUGGCGUUCAUCUUGGUUGGGUCCCGUUACUUCAAAUUCUCAACUAGAAAAUGUCGGGAGGUUCAGAUAAAUUGUCCUUGAAGGAGGAUGAUGUUACCAAGAUGUUGGCUGCUACUACUCACAUCGGUAGCACCAACACUGAUUUCCAAAUGGAACAGUACAUCUACAAGCGUCGCUCUGAUGGUGUUCACAUCAUCAACUUGCGCAGGACCUACGAGAAGCUGCUUUUGGCUGCCAGGGCCAUUGUAGCCAUUGAGAAUCCUGCUGAUGUUUUCGUCAUCUCGUCUCGUCCUCAGGGCCAGCGUGCCGCUCUCAAGUUCGCCUCUUACACCAAGGCUACUCCCAUUGCUGGUCGUUUCACUCCCGGUGCGUUCACUAACCAGAUCCAAGCCGCUUUCCGCGAGCCCCGUCUUUUGUUGAUCAUGGAUCCCCGCGCUGAUCACCAGCCCAUCGUUGAAGCUUCUUACGUCAACAUCCCCGUUAUCGCCCUGUGCAACACCGACUCGCCUCUGCGCUACGUCGAUAUUGCAAUCCCAUGCAACAACAAGGCUUCCCACUCGAUCGGUCUGAUGUUCUACAUGUUGGCUCGUGAGGUCAAGCGUCUUCGUGGUGAAAUCUCCCGCGAUCUCGAAUGGUCCAUCAUGGCUGAUAUGUUCUUCUACCGUGAUCCUGAGGAGAUCGAGAAGGAAGAGCAAGCUAAGGAGGCUGCCGCUAUUGCUGCUGCACCAGUCAAGGCCGCUCCCGAGGAGUACCAAGCCGACAACUGGAAUACCGAGCCGGCCGUCGAGAGUACUAACUGGGCUGAUGAACCCACUGCUCCAGCUGCUGCUCCAGUUUAUGCUGCUGCUGCUGAAGACUGGGCUAGUGCUCCUACUGACGAUUGGGGUGCUCCCGUUGCUGCUCCAACUGCCACUGGCGAAUGGGGUGGUGCCACUACCAACUGGGCUUAAAUUGUUCCAUAUGGC
This is a messenger RNA of Daphnia carinata, 1060 nucleotides long. RefSeq names its product small ribosomal subunit protein uS2-like (gene sta). Gene Ontology annotation, biological process: ribosomal small subunit assembly; cytoplasmic translation. Bases 146 to 1045 code for a protein of 299 amino acids. The transcript has 4 exons. Gene Ontology annotation, molecular function: structural constituent of ribosome. Gene Ontology annotation, cellular component: cytosolic small ribosomal subunit; ribosome; 90S preribosome. NCBI's taxonomy places the organism in Eukaryota, Metazoa, Arthropoda, Branchiopoda, Diplostraca, Daphniidae. The record is from RefSeq and is a predicted model, not a curated record.